Didymodactylos carnosus is the source of this 1062-nucleotide messenger RNA. The record is from the annotation of a GenBank genome assembly. NCBI's taxonomy places the organism in Eukaryota, Metazoa, Rotifera, Eurotatoria, Philodinida, Philodinidae.
AUGAGUGUCAGCACUACUAUUCAACCGUCCAAGAAAUAUGCUGGUAUUGUUGACUCAUCAUACAAAAAAGAAAAGAUAUUGGACUUGAGUAAUGGUAUUCUCGGUGGGCAGUUAUUUAAUGCUAAAUAUGGUGUUAUUCCAUGUAUUCAAACAGCAGUGGUAAACCACUACAUUGAUGAAAUUUAUAUCGAUUUAGAAAAUUAUUUAACAAUUUAUUUAUCUCAAGGUUAUGUAAGUACGGAGCGCAUGGACAAUCCGUUGAAUUUAAAACCAGAUAUAGAAAAAGACAAUCAAUUUGAUUGUUUUCGCUGUAUUCAAAUCUAUCAUAUUCCUCAAAAUUUGGAUAAAGUCAAAUUAUUAUUAUCUCAAUUAUGUAACUAUAAAUUGUUCGUAAUCAAAGAAACAACUUUACAAAUGGUAUGUUACACAUCUCAGAGUGGUUUUUAUACAUCUUCCAUCAACAUCAAACGACCAGUAAUUAAAGAUUUAAAAUUAAAUUAUGGUGAAGAAUUUUUAAAGAUACAUGAAAAAUUAAUUAAAACGUUGAAAGAACCCGAUAGUAAAGGUAUUGCAUUUCUACAUGGUUUACCGGGUACAGGAAAAACAUAUUAUAUUCGCUAUUUGAUCAAUGAAAUUAAAGAAAAAAGUUUAAUUUAUGUACCACCUGAUCUUGUGACGGAAAUGUCAAAACCAAGUUUUAUUCCCUUUUUAAUGCAACAUCCUAAUUCAAUAUUAAUUGUUGAAGAUUCUGAAAAUAUUAUAUUAAAUCGUAAAGAUCAAACUAAUCCAAAUCAAGCUGUAGCAAAUUUAUUAAAUUUAUCUGAUGGCCUUCUGGGUGAUGCUAUGCAUCAACAAAUAUUAACAACAUUUAAUUGUGAUGUCACAGGUAUUGAUCCAGCAUUGUUACGAGAAGGACGUCUAAUUGUUGAACACAAAUUUGAUAAAUUAUCAAUUGAACAAACAAAAGCUUUGUGUAAAGAAUUAGGCUAUGAACUAUCAGUAAAUGAACCAAUGACAUUAGCUGAAAUAUAUUCAAGAGGACAAACAACGAUAAAGUCAUAA